GCAACAAAGGAAGAGGCCGAAGCUACUCAAGUGUGCUAACCUAGUCAGUCACAAAGGUGUCACCUUAUUGUGUCAUUGUAUUCGGGGACAUAUCGCACCGGCUUUUUUCUUUUUUUUUAACAAAGUACCAUCCCCGGAGAUUGUAAAUGCGGUCACUGUUCCCGGUCACUCGGCGGCAGAAUAACGGCAAGCAUCAAAUGAAAGGUGGCUGAAGUGGAACUUGACCCAUCCAGGCAAGUCGAGACAACAUUUUCCUGCUCAUAAUGGGUUUGGAGGCUCCACUGUAUGCAUGACUUGUGUGCGACCUGAUGGGAGGAUACUGCGGAUAGUUCUUUCAUCAGGAAAAAAGGAGGGACAUCUCAGGCCCCCCACUUUGGAGGAGGGCCCGUCAGAAUGAAGAAGAUAAGUCUUAAGACCAUUCGGAAGUCCCUGAGCAUAAAGGGCAAAGAGGAGGGCGACUUUGUCAUGCUUCAGCAACCCCCGGUGGCCACAGAGUUCUCCAAGGACGAGUCGCUGUUUGGUGGCUGCUACACCAAAGACCUCUCAGUGUGUGACCUGGGCGGCGAGGAGGACAAAGGUGGCCAGAAUAAAAGCCGCUCAAAGAGCGAGAGCCUGAUGGGGUCGCUGAAGAGGAGAUUGUCCGCCAAGCAGAAGGCGAAGGGCAAAGCCGGCUCCUCAGCCAUUGGCUCGGCAGACGACGAGGACACCUUCUCCUCCUCGUCUGUGCCAAUUAGCUUCAACGAGGUGAAAGCCCAGAGGCCGCUGAGAUCUGCGUCGCUACGGAGUCACCACUACAGCCCCUCGCCGUGGCCUCUGCGGCCAGUCAACUCUGAUGAUGGCUGUAUUAAGAUGGAGGUCAAAGUUAAAGCCAUGGUUCACUCUCCGAGCCCUAGCCCCAACUUAAAUGGCAUUCGAAAGGAAUUUAGCGAUUUUCAGAUGGAUGGACUCUUUCAGGACCAAGCAGAAUCCUUAAAGCAGUCCCAAAAUGGUGAGCUGCAUCUAAAUAUUGAUGAUAAUGAUGUGCCUGUGGUGCUGGGGUUGACGCCCCAAGACUACAUCCAGUACACAAUGCCUUUAGAUGAGGGAAUGUACCCAGAAGGGUCCCACUCCUUCUGUCUGGACAGCUCGUCGCCUAUGGAGGUGGUGGCUGAGCCUGACAGUGGGUCCCCCCUGAUGGACCAGGGACAUGAGGAACACGAAAUGGUAGGCGCUUUGCCUGCAGAUAUUUUUAUAGAAACCUCAGUUAAUAGUCUUCUUAUCGGUUCUGCUGGCGUGAUGCUCCAAAGCUCGAGAGGAGAGGUCCCGCCUCCUCUCUCUCCCCUCCUGCCUCCCAUGACCAGUAACGGACGCAUCCCCAGGACUUUUUCAGGCUUCAGCUCUUCAGACAGCCAAGUUGCUGAGAGAGUUCGACACCACCUCAACUUUGACCCGAAUUCAGCACCCGGGGUCAGCCGAGUGUACGACUCGGUCCAAAGCAGCGGGCCGAUGGUGGUGACCAGCCUGACAGAGGAGCUGAAGAAGCUGGCGAGGCAGGGCUGGUACUGGGGACCAAUCACGCGCUGGGAGGCUGAGGAAAAGCUGAUCAAUUUAGCAGACGGCUCGUUUUUGGUCAGAGACAGCUCGGACGACAGGUACCUGCUUAGCCUGAGUUUCAGGUCACAGGGCAAAACACUUCACACUCGCAUCGAACACUCGAAUGGACGCUUCAGCUUUUACGAGCAGCCGGAUGUGGAGGGACAUACAUCCAUUGUGGACCUGAUUGAACAUUCUAUAAAAGACUCUGAGAACGGUGCUUUUUGUUACUCCAGGUCUCGCUUACCAGGGUCUGCAACCUACCCCGUCAGACUAACUAACCCUGUCUCCCGGUUUAUGCAAGUGCGCUCCCUUCAGUACCUUUGUCGCUUUGUCAUUAGACAGUACACCAGGAUAGACCUGAUCCAGAAACUGCCCUUACCCAACAAGAUGAAAGAUUACCUGCAGGAGAAGCACUACUGAGGACACGCAACAGUGGUGGCAAUUUUGCACUUUUGUGUUCAGUCGAGCGUACACAAGGUUUACACACAAGUAACGUUCGGAGAUGGUUGGUUCUACGCGGAGGGUCCGGUCCAGAGGUCAACGCAACUCACAAACCCCCACAAUGAAGUGCUGACAUGAGUCAUACAUGACAGGUGGUCCUCCGGUUACCAACGAGUUCUGUUCUUAGCCUGUCAAGGAAGUCGGAUCUUGUACCUAAAUUAAGGCACUCACAUUGUACACAACACAUGAAGGUCAUAUAAAAUAUAGUUAUAAAAAGAUGAAAUACAAUAAUGAAAUGAGAACAGUUCAAGGAGUAGGAAGUAGAAGAAACAGGAGAACAAAUAAAACAAUCAACAUAAAGCUCACCUGCGAUACUGAUUCUGGUCUUCCAGACAAGAGUAGACCACUGGACUGCGUAGUUAUUACUGUCACUUUCUUAGGAGCAGAUGCUUUAACAUGCUCAAGGAUACAAUUAUGGCUGCAACUAACGAUUAUUACUUAGUCAAAUUAAUCUGAAGCCUGUUGUUUCGAUUAAUCGAGUGAUCGAUUAGGCCCUAAAUGGAGCAAAUCGAUAUGAACCAAACACAAACAGUUGGUGGUUUGGCCCGCAACAUAUCAGAAAAGAGGCAAAAAUGUCCAUCUGGGUUUUCCAAAGUGAAAGCAGAUGUAUGUGAAUGUCUUGUUUUGCCUAAAACACAAAUAUAAUAGGUCUGCUUUCAUGGACGACUAAGGACUUUUUAAUCACACUUAGGGGCUGAAAUCAGAGGAUAUUUACAUUUUUAAAUAAAAACAAACCGCUGAAUCAAUUAUAAAAAUUGUAAAUUGGAUAAUCAGCGAUUAAUUGUUGCAGCUCUGCGCGUGCUGUAACUAAUUCUCGGGCCGAGUGCCUACGGACCAUGUUUUUCGUUUAUGGGAGUGCUUUUGUAACAACAAAACACCGUAACCCGGGGGCCACCUGCACAUUGCAUUUUGAGGAUUGGAGGGGAAAAAGUCCCUUUCUAGAUUAUAGAUCGACACAUUGUGGUAAAUUUGGUGAAAUUAAGAUCUAAUCAUUGCUUUUAGACGGAGCAGUUGUGAGCAUCAUUAAAACUGUCAAAAGAGAACAGAUUUUCACAUCAACCCGCAUUUGUUGUUGAACAGAUUAUUGGCAAAUGCCAUUUAUUUGCUGUACGUAUUUCCCAUCAUGAACUAAUCUGCUACAGUUGACAUGUGACACGAACCAGAGAAAGCACAUAACUGUACAAGAAUAGACUUGAAGAUGUGAAGAGCCCUCACAAAAACAAACACCGCUGGAAUAUGAAAAUCAUGUUCUGUCAUGAGCGUGACAUGUCCAAGUAGCCACAGUGGUCCAGAAUGUCGGCUUUUUUAAACAAACAAGAAGCUUUAAAUUAGCAUCUGGCUAUAUUACAGUAUAUGCAAGUCAAACGGUACUGAUGAUGCUGGACUUUUUUUUUUUUUUUUUUAAAUGCUGUGCUGUGUUUGGAAACAGCAGUGUGUUCAACAAUUCAUUAUUUGUGAUUCACCUUAAAAAUAAAAUUCCAGACCACACGGAUGCAAAAGCAUAUGCCCAAGUAGGUCUAAUUCUCAUGUCAACAUUUGGUCUUACAGACCAGUGGUUCUCAACUGGUUUGGCUGUGGGACCCACCGUUACCGCUCAGAAACUAGCGGUGACCCAUAUUGUGGAUGUUUUUCAACUUGAAAAUCUCACAUGUCUUAUAUUUAAAGCAGGGGUGUCCAAACCUUUCCCCAUCAUCUAAGAAUGGACUUUGAUAUUUCACAUUUUGUAUAUAUUCCAAGAAAAAACAGCCAGCGUCUCAGCUUUGUGCCGUGGUCGAAAAAGCUUAUUAGUAUAAACUUUUUCUUGCUGUUUUUUUUUAAUUUUCCCCAAAUAUUUCAACAUUUGCAUUUUCUUUUUCUUGUAAUGUUCUGACUUUAUUCCCAUAAAUAUAUUGACUUAAUUCUCGUAAUUUUCCAAAAAAUGUUCUUUUUUUUUUGCUUUGUUUCUCAUCAAAUUACUUUCAAAAAUAUCUUUUCUUUAAUAUUACAACUUUGUACUCAUAAAAUUACACCCCCCCACAAUGACUUUAUUCUCAUAAAAUGACUGCUUUCCUCCCAUUUUUGCUGUUUUUUUCACAUUUUUCAAAUAUUUCAACAUUUACAUUUUCUUUUUCUUGUAAUGUUCUGACUUUAUUCCCAUAAUAUUUUGUCUAUUAUUGUGUUAACUUUUUCCCAACCUAUUUUCCCAAAAAUUGCAACUUUUUUUCAUCAUAUGACGACUUUAGAAAAUAAAAUGUUUUCUUUAAUUUUCCUAUUUUAAUUUUAAAUUUGUUAUAUUUAUUGUCAUCCAGUUACAACUUUUUUUCCUCACAAUAUUAUGACUUUAUUCUCAUAAAUUAAUUUUUUUUUCAGAUUUUUGCUGCCCACGUACCGUGGGCCACACUUUGGACACCCCUGAUUUAAAAGGGCCUGUUUGUGACAAGGUGAGCUUGCAGCAUUGAGAUGCUGUCUCUCUCUUUAUGGCCACUCUUCUCCAGCAGAUAUCUGCAGCUGUGUGUCGGCCGGACAGCAUGUUAAGUCCCCACUCCUCUUCCCGCUCAAGCAAAAAAAAAAAAAAAAAAGUCACCCACACCUCAUGGUGCUGUAGCAAGCAGAAAGAGCCGCGACCCACCAGUUGAGAAUCACUUUUACACUAGCAGACAAUUUCGAUAUUAACCAUGAGCAUAAUAGGUUGAUUUUUGUUUUUUUGCAUAAGGAAUACUAUAUGGUAUGGUAGGAGAGUGAACACCUUUUGCUGUUUGUACGGCGUGUUUUGAACGCUACAACAGGCGACCUCAUUGAGUACGGACGUCACAGCAGAAGGUGAAAAGUCCUGCUGCGUUAGUCUGAAUCUGUACGUUGUGAUGGCAGUAUCUUACCCUUUACCUGGACCCUCAUCCAAUGAAUGUCUCAAAGGAUUUGGGGAAGCCACGGUUGGCGCCACGUCAAGAUCUCGGCUCAUGACGACUCCAUUCCGGCUGCUUGUCAUGAGCAACCAUAAAGGAACGGUUUCGUGUCUUGUAGUUUCUCUAGAGGAAAGGGAAAAGCACAUAGUUCACUACACAAGUGCUUUAUACGGAUACCUUGACAGGGAAUUGUGUUUUCACAUUACAUAUGUGUUUCUCUUUGACACUAGCGUCCUUAAAAGUACUUGGAGACAGAGUUUGGUAGGCCGUGAGAGCAUAGUUGUAGUUAGAAUGAAAUGAUGGUGUCUGAGGAAGUUAACCAGGAGGUGAAUAGUGUUGCAUGUUAAAAGCCUUUUAAAAGCUUGGAGUUGCGUCGGAAUGAAGGAUCUAGGUUAUGCGAAGCUGUGUACUGCGGGUGGUUUCUUCCCGUCAACACCAGUUUGUUUGGAAUCUGAUUUUUAGCGUCAUUUUAGCAAAAGGAAUGUGCUUGUUUGGAUUCGAAUGAGGAAAACAAAGGACAUUUGAAGAAUUAUUCUUGGUUUGCACUUGGAUACUCUGGUUUUACAUCCUGCCAAGAACCGUCCCGCCGCAUGGUAGUCGUUUUUGUUGUUCUGCAUAUUGUGUGCGACGUAGAACACCAGCAUCCUGUCCACUUGGGGGCUCACGAAUGUGAACGAAAGAUGUUUUUUGAUACAACGUUUGACGAGCGGGAACCCUGUGUUGUUGCCCCCCCCCCCCCCCCCCCCUCCCCUCCCCCCCCUGCGCUUAACAAGCGUCACCACUUUUCCGUGCGUCUCCAUGAAUGAAGGCGACUGUUUACGAUGUUAUGUUUUGGAAACGCCCAUCCCUCCCUUGUUCUGUUGACCUCUCUUACGUGAAUAUAUUGGUACAAGACUUUCUUUGUUGUGUGUUCUACACAUUUGUGCUGCUUACAGAAAUGAUUGCCUUUCUUGUGUUUAACAGCGGGGAACUAGAAUGUCACCAAUUUUGAUGUGCACAUGCACACAAUGACUUGUGUUGUCAUCUUGGGAGUCUCAGAGCAACACGUUUGCAAUUUGUUAACCAUAGUUCAGUUGAAAAGAGUAUUAGUAGUGAUUAGUCAACACUCUAGAAUUACUAGUUGGAAGCAGUUUACAUUGGUUGUCCACUUUCCAAAGUAGAUGGCUUUUUGUAAUGUUUUUUCUUUAUCAGCAGUGAUUUAUUGCACAUUUUGGAUACAGUUUAAGAGUUUUUGUAUCUGCCUACUAUAAAUUAUAAAUAAAAAAAAACUAUAUUCUAAAAAGUA
Molecule: messenger RNA, 6243 nt
Organism: Dunckerocampus dactyliophorus (ringed pipefish)
Lineage: Eukaryota; Metazoa; Chordata; Actinopteri; Syngnathiformes; Syngnathidae
Gene: socs6a
Product: suppressor of cytokine signaling 6
Exons: 3
Coding region: 394-1995 (533 amino acids)
Biological process (GO): protein ubiquitination; phosphatidylinositol phosphate biosynthetic process; regulation of growth
Cellular component (GO): phosphatidylinositol 3-kinase complex
Molecular function (GO): 1-phosphatidylinositol-3-kinase regulator activity
Source: RefSeq, a predicted model, not a curated record